ACACUUCCUCUCAAAACAGUUUCCCCUCUUGAUUAAAUGGCUACCCAAAGUUAUCCCUUUAGGUAAAUAUUAUUGUUAUGAGUAAGGAGGAGAUUUUUAUUAUUUUUGCAACUCAUCGAUAUUUCGUAUUAUAACAAAUGACACGAAGGCGGCGUUUGUUGUCUUGCAGUGAACUCUGUAACGCUACAGUGAUGGCUGUACGUCGCUAAAUAUACAGCUACCAGCACGUUAGCAACGGAUAACACCUACCUUAGCAACUGCAUGUCUCCUGUAUUGUGAAGGGCUAUCAGCGCAUACAAACAAUUGUAUUACCGGAUUGACCGGUAGGUCACAGCAAGGAUCAGAUCCGCAAUGAGGCUGAAAACAUCGCUGCUAAAGGAACCAAAACAUAAGGAGCUUGUGAGUUGCAUUGGUUGGACAACAGCAGACGAGCUGUACUCUUGCAGUGAAGAUCAUCAGAUCCUCAAGUGGAACCUACUCACCAAUGAAACCAGCCUGGUGGUCCGACUGCCGGACGACAUUUAUCCUGUCGACCUACACUGGUUCCCAAAAAAUGUCGGUGCCAAGAAGCAGACACAAGCUGAGAUUUAUGUCCUUACCAGUACCGAUGGAAAGUUUCACCUGGUCUCCAAAAUGGGGCGCAUAGAGAAGAGUGUGGAAGCGCAUAAAGGGGCUGUUUUGGCUGGAAGGUGGAACUACGAUGGGACGGCUCUACUCACAGCGGGUGAAGAUGGACAGAUCAAGAUCUGGUCAAAAAGUGGAAUGCUCCGUUCAACAUUACUGAGUCAAGGGUCUCCUGUUUAUUCUGUUGCUUGGAGUCCGGACUCUGACAGAAUCCUCUACACAUCAGGAAGGCAGCUAAUCAUAAAACCUCUACAACCAAGUGCUAAAGUCAUUCAGUGGAAGGCUCAUGAUGGACUUGUUCUUAAAGUGGACUGGAAUUCAGUCAAUGACCUCAUCCUAUCAGGUGGAGAAGACUGUAAAUAUAAGGUUUGGGACAGCUUCGGACGUCUGCUUCACACAUCGUCCUCUCAGGACUACCCCAUCACCUCUUUGUCCUGGACCCCAGAUGGCGAGGUGUUUGCCGUGGGCUCCUUCAACACCCUGCGGCUUUGUGACAAGACUGGUUGGUCCUAUGCGCUGGAGAAACCCAACACAGGCAGUGUGUUCAGCCUGGCCUGGUCUGCGGAUGGCACCCAGCUGGCCGGAGCCUGUGGAAACGGACAUGUCAUCUUUGCCCAUGUGGUGGAGCAGCACUGGGAGUGGAAGAACUUUGUCAUCACUCUUACCAAAAGGAGAACCAUGCAGGUUAGGAAUGUCCAGAACGAUGCAGUAGAUGUGUUGGAGUUUAGAGACCGCGUCAUCAAAGCCUCUAUGGCAUUUGACCACCUGGUUGUUGCCACUUCCCUUCAGUGCUACAUCUACAACUCCAGGAACUGGAAUACUCCCAUUAUCUUUGAUCUGAAGGAAGGAACGAUCAGCCUCAUCCUACAGGCUGAAAAACAUUUUUUACUUGUGGAAGGAUCGGGAUUGUGUACCUUCUCUUAUGAGGGUCGGUUAAUAUCAUCCCCCAAGUUUCCGGGUUUGAGGGCAGACAUCCUAAAUGCCCAGACUGCCUCACUUAGCAAUGACACAAUCGCUGUGCGUGAUAGGACUGAUGAAAAAGUUAUCCUUUUCUUUGACGCCAUGACUGGAAAACCCAUUGGUGAUGGGAAACCCUUGACCCAUAAGCUGGAGGUGUCAGAGCUAGCUUUGGACCAGUGCGGCCCAUCCACAGAGAGGAAAAUCGCACUGAUUGACAAGAACCGUGACCUGUACUUGACCUUCGUGCAUCAUCUUGGAAAGGAUCCCAAAAUCUGCAAAAUCGGCAGCAUGGUGCACAGCAUGGCGUGGAACAAUACUGCUAACAUCUUAUGUGGAAUCCAGGAUGAUCAGUUUACAGUGUGGUACUAUCCAAGUGUCGUCUUCACUGAUAAGGAACUGCUUCCAAAAACUAUUUACACAAAGGAUGGCAGCGAGUUUGGUCGUGCACCCCACAUUCUGAGCUACGUUGGAGCCAAGGCGACGCUGCGCCGAGGGGACGGUUCAUUGGUGUACAGCAACGUACCCCUUUAUCCUGCUCUCCUGCAUGAGUACUGCACCUCCGCACGCUGGGAGGAUGCACUGCGUCUCUGCCGAUUCGCCAAAGACGAGGCUUUGUGGGCGUGUCUUGCAGGUUUGGCAAUGGCAAACAGAGACCUAGCCACAGCAGAAAUAGCCUAUGCUGCCAUUAGAGAGUUACCGAGGGUGCAGUACAUCAACUUUAUUAAAAAGCAGCCAUCAAAGGACUCAGCACUGGCCCACAUGCUGAUGUUCAGUGGUCAUUUCCAGGAAGCUGAAGCAACUCUCCUUCAAGCUGGUCUUAUCUACCAAGCUAUACAAUUGAACAUUGACCUUUUCAACUGGAACAGGGCUCUGGAGCUGGCAGUCAAACAUAAGACCCAUGUGGACACUGUGCUGGCCUAUAGGCAGAAGUUCUUGCAGAAGUUUGGCAGGAGGGAAACCAACAAGAGAUUCCUGGAGUACUCUGAAGCUGUUGAAGUGGAUUGGGAUAAAAUCCAGGCAAAGAUUGAGAUGGAGUUGGUGAAAGAGCGAGAGAAAGCCGCAAAUCCCAGCGUAAAGAGCAACGUGGUGCUACGUCAUUAAUGUUAAGGACAUUUAGGUGGUGGUUGUUUAUUUUUUUUAUCCACCUCAAGGUGGCACGAGACUGUUACCUAACACAUGAAGAGGAAGAAACUGUGGCUCCCUAUACAUUUACCUUUGUUACACAGCAAAUCCACCUGGAGGGAUUAUAGCUGUGGUCUCUUCAGACUAAAGGGCAGGGCUGAGGUAAAGUCUCUAUGUUCAUGUUUGUUGAGGUGAAACAUUAAAGGCUAUCCAUGCAACUGGU
This is a messenger RNA of Cyprinodon tularosa, 2929 nucleotides long. RefSeq names its product intraflagellar transport 80 homolog (Chlamydomonas) (gene ift80). Gene Ontology annotation, cellular component: cilium; centrosome; intraciliary transport particle B. Gene Ontology annotation, molecular function: protein binding. The record is from RefSeq and is a predicted model, not a curated record. Lineage: Eukaryota; Metazoa; Chordata; Actinopteri; Cyprinodontiformes; Cyprinodontidae. The transcript is spliced from 20 exons. Gene Ontology annotation, biological process: cilium assembly. The coding region runs from base 352 to 2685 and encodes 777 amino acids.